This is a messenger RNA of Vicugna pacos (alpaca), 1244 nucleotides long. The record is from RefSeq and is a predicted model, not a curated record. Lineage: Eukaryota; Metazoa; Chordata; Mammalia; Artiodactyla; Camelidae.
CAUGGACAGUGCUUUUUUUUUUUUCCAGGAGGAUGUAUCUCUGCUUCACUUUAAAGACAAUAACAGUUGUUGUAGUCGGUGCGGCCUCUGACAGAGGUUCUUUCAGGUAGAACCACGGAGCCAGAUCCCCACCUGUUUAAAGGCAUCGUAUCUCCUCUAUGUGUUGAAGUUACACCGAUGAACGGGAUGGACGUGGUACACACAGUAUGGAGUUUAUGUAGAGGAAGCACGACUGUAGCCCCUCACACACCCAAGCGAUCUGGGAUUGGAAAGGCCAACUUCUCUCUACUCAUUUUUGGGUCAGGUUUCUCCACCUGCAUCACUGCCCGGCACAGACACAGAUCAUUUUGUUGCAAAAUUUUAAUGCAAAGCAUACAUUGCUUUUUAGCUCUAGAGAUGAGCGAUCAGGAAGUGACUUACUCCACCGUGAGAAUACUUCAGCCGCCUUCACAGUCACAAAAUAGAUUAAGGCCUCGUGGUACUGAAAUCGCUCGCAAGACUGAUGAAAAAGAGUCUUCGGUGUGCUGGCCUCGCAUUGCAGUGAUUCUGGGGAUCUUCUGUCUGUUUUUGCUGAUGGCAAUCAUAGUGUUGGGGACAAAGAUUUUUCAGUAUAUUCAAGAAAAGCAUCACCAGGAGGAAAUUCUACGAAACCUCAGUCAAAAGUACGACAUUCUGCAAAAUGACAGCUACUCAGUUAGGCAACUUCUGACAAAUAUGACUUCAGAAUGUGGCAUUCUUAAAAUGAAACUCGAUAGGAAAACUCUUUGGGCUAACUCUACAGAAAAGAUGGAAUGCUGUAGGAAAAAGGAGAUCUUUUCAAAGUCUUUGCAAAAUACAGGCAAACUCAAGAAAGGUGACUGGUGCUGUUGGGGAAUAAAGUGUUACUACUUUACCAUUGAAACUGAAGACUGGAAGGGAUGUAAACAGAUUUGCCAAAGUUACAGUUCUUCUCUUUUGAAGAUAGACUACGCAGAAGAAAUGACCUUCCUUCAAUCUCAGAUGUCUCAAAAUUCCUACUGGAUUGGAGCAUCAUUUAAUAAAGAGGAAAGUAAAUGGAAAUGGAUUGACGGUGACACAUGUGGAUUUAAUUUGAAAGUAAUGAAUAUUCCUUCUGGGAUAGGACAGUGUGUAUUUUUGACCCGAACAAGAGCACCGUCUAUUGUGUGCUCGGAAAUCUACCAUUGUAUCUGUGAGAAGAGAAUUGAUUGCUUCAAUAAACACUAAGAAGAAAAGGUGAAAUGGAA